AUGUCUGAGCAGGAAAGUAAGCCGGAUAGUGGGGUAAAGCCAAUGCAAAAGUUUUCUAUCUUUACCGGUAUACAGUAUGGAACUACUGCAGCUGCUACAUUAUUAUUUAUAAGAGCUUGUACUAACCGUUUCCUCACUCAUAGACAACGAGGUUCCAACGUAAUAGGAUCAAUCGGUUUUAAAACUAUCAAAGCUCAGAAUUAA
This is a messenger RNA of Auanema sp. JU1783, 204 nucleotides long. Lineage: Eukaryota; Metazoa; Nematoda; Chromadorea; Rhabditida; Rhabditidae. The record is from the annotation of a GenBank genome assembly.